Bursaphelenchus xylophilus (pine wood nematode) is the source of this 561-nucleotide messenger RNA. NCBI's taxonomy places the organism in Eukaryota, Metazoa, Nematoda, Chromadorea, Rhabditida, Aphelenchoididae. The record is from the annotation of a GenBank genome assembly.
AUGGGUCUACAGCGGAGUAAUUCCGUGGUAUCUCCGAACACCGCCGUUCCAAUUCCUACGGUAAGUGAUUUCAGUUAUGUUAUUGCUACUGUUUCCAAUUACUGGAAAUUCUUUAUUUAGCUGUUGAGGUCGAGAUCAGUAUCCAAUGUAAGAUCAAAUCCUUAUUGGACCAGUUCCCCGGUUAUCUCCAAUCAUUACUUACUCAACAGCCAUGCCUUGGUAAAUUUUUCUUUCCGUUAUCUUUACUUUUUUCAACAAAUUUAUUAUUUGUACUUUACUUGUAGUACGAUGACUAUUGGUACUCCAAAUACAACCAUUACACUCCGUACAGGACCCAUUACAAUGGUUAUUUUUACCCAUAUUACAGUGGAAGUUACAGGUAUUCAAAAAAUAAAUUCUCAUAUAAAUUAUUUUAGAUAUGAUGUCAGUUACCCCAUUUACCGUCGUAUCUUCAGCAGCCACCGUUAUCCAUUCUACCGCCCUUUGUAUUAUCGACCAAAUAGAAGCUAUGAUUGUAAGUAACGGGUUGUUGUGACGUACGUUUUAGUGCUUUACUAUUGA